Molecule: messenger RNA, 5044 nt
Organism: Oryzias latipes (Japanese medaka)
Lineage: Eukaryota; Metazoa; Chordata; Actinopteri; Beloniformes; Adrianichthyidae
Gene: ube4a
Product: ubiquitination factor E4A (UFD2 homolog, yeast)
Biological process (GO): protein polyubiquitination; ubiquitin-dependent protein catabolic process; ERAD pathway
Cellular component (GO): cytoplasm; ubiquitin ligase complex; nucleus
Molecular function (GO): ubiquitin-ubiquitin ligase activity
Source: RefSeq, a predicted model, not a curated record
AAAUUUGGUCCCACAUAAGGUGCUCAGAAAAUCAGGUGAAUGUUGACUUGUGGGUAACUAAUGAAGCACUUUCGAAAGAGCGAGUGAGCCGUCUCAUACUGAUGACGUGUACAGUCUGUGUUUACUGCUCGUUGCGGAUAAAAACUGACAAAACCGAACUUCUUAUCAUCUAGCAGUGAGGCUGGGAUCUUGCAUGGAGUGAGUGUUGUGCCCCAGUGAGAUGACAGACCAGGGCAACAACAAUCAGAACAUCUCCUGCAACCCUUUUGCUGCCCUCUUCAGCUCACUUGCAGAUGCCAAACAGUUUGCAUCUGGACAGAAACCACAGCAGCAGCAGCAGCAGCCUGCUCCACAACAACCAGCUAACUUGGAGGACUCUGGAGACAGCCAGUCUGAGUCAGAAAACUCCGUGUCAGACAGUGUUGAUGACAAUGACGACUCGGUUGCAGAGAUCAGCCGCUCAUUCCGGUCCCGACAGGAGCUGUGCGAGCAACUCAAUGUCAAUCACAUGAUCCAGAGGAUAUUUCUGAUCACUUUGGACAACAGUGAUCCCAGUCUCAGAGGAGGUAAUGGGAUCCCUCCUCGAUGCGUUUACUUGGAGGAAAUGGCAGCGGAUCUGGAUGGGCAGGACUGGCUGGACAUGGACAACAUAGAGCAGGCUCUGUUUAAUCGCCUUCUGAUGUUGGAGCCAGGAAAUCAUCUCAUUUACAUGACGUCAUGUAGUGCGGUGAACCUAUCUGCCGACCGUGACGCUGGAGAGAAAUGUGCAGUCCCUUAUCUUUUUGCUUGUUACCUGAGGGCUAAAGAAGAGGUGAAGAAAGUGCCUGAGAAGUUGCACUCAUUUGCUGAUCGCUGCCAAACCCUCACGGUUUCAAACGCACGGACGGUUCUGCUCACGCCAGAGAUCUAUGUUAACCAGAAUGUUUAUGAACAGCUUUUGGACCUCCUGCUGGAAGGCAUCAGGGGAGCUCAGCCAGAGGAGUUGGUUGAAUUCUUAGAGGAGGUCAUUACUGGCCUGCUCUCCGACCAAGAGGUGCGAUCCUUUCAGGAGGUGCUAGUUCCUGUGCUAGAUAUCUUCCAGGGCCGUGUCAAAGAUCUGGACCUUUGUCAGCCUCUCCUCUACUCUUACCUAGAUGUUCUCCUCUAUUUCAGCCAUCAUAAAGAUAUAUCAAAGGUAUUGGUGGAACACAUUCAACCAAAAGACCCAGCUAAUGGUUUGCAGUAUCAGAAGAGCCUAAUUGGGGCAGUAUUGAAUAUAUCGUGCUUACUGAAAACCCCGGGUGUUGUAGAAGGACAUGGCUACUUCCUGAACCCCUCUCGCUCCAGCGCACAGGAGACAAAAGUUCAAGAGGCAAACAUCCAUCAAUUUAUGGGUCAGUUCCAUGACAAGCUGCACCAGAUCUUCAAAAACCUGCUACAGCGUUCGGUUGAGACCCGCCACUUGCUGCUCACGUGGUUGGGCAACUGUCUGCAGGCCAAUGCCGGCCGAGCCAAGAUCUGGGCCAAUCAGAUGCCAGAGAUAUUCUUUCAAAUGUACGCCUCGGAUGCAUUUUUCCUGAACCUGGGUGCCGUUCUGCUUAAGCUGUGCCAGCCGUUCUGCAAGCCGCGCUCACCCAAACUGCUCACCUUCAACCCUACCUACUGCGCGUUCAAAGACAUGGGCGACGAGGAGAGACGCAACCGUAGCAUCCACGCUAGAGGGCUGGACAAGGAAACGUGCCUGAUCCCUGUGCCGCCCCAGCAGCAGGUAGAGCCCGCGCAGUCCUACAGCCUGCUGACCGAAAACCUCAUCUUCACACAGCUCACCAUGUAUCUGGGCUUCCACAGACUCCAUGAUCAGAUGGUCAAGAUAAACCAGUCUCUUCACCGAGUUCAGGUGGCAUGCCAGGAAGCCCAGAGGACUCACAACCCGAUGACGGAGCAGCUCCUGGAGCAGUUUGAGCGCCUGAUGAUUGUUUAUCUGUCAACCAAAGCUGCCACCACGCAGCCUGCGAUGCUGCAAUGCUGCCUUAACCUCCAAGCUUCCACUGCUGCGCUGCUGGUGCAGAUCAGUCUGGGAAACCAGGGGCCUGAUCAUGUAGCACUCUGCUUUCCCCUGCCCUCUCUGAGGAAUAACAUGCUCUGCUAUAUACCCGAGUUUUUUGCAGAAAACUUGGGAGAUUUUUUCAUAUUUUUGCGUCGGUUUGCUGAUGAUGUGUUAGAGACUUCUGCAGAGAGCUUGGAGCCAAUUCUUAACUUCAUUACAGUCUUCAUGGGUAACGUGGAGAGGAUGAAGAACCCUCAUUUAAGAGCAAAGCUUGCAGAAGUCUUGGAGGCAGUAAUGCCUCACAUGGAGCCUCUGGCUCCUGGUGCCGCUCAGCCAAUCGUGUUCCAAAGAGAGCGAGUCUUCUGCUCCUACAGACAUGCACCUCAGCUGGCUGAGGCCCUCAUCACUGUGUUUGUUGACAUUGAAUUCACAGGAGAUCCUCAUCAGUUUGAACAGAAAUUUAACUAUAGAAGACCCAUGUAUCCAAUUCUGAAAUACAUGUGGAGCAAAGAAAACUACAGAGAGAGCAUUAAGCAUUUGGCAAACUAUGCAUCAGAGAACCUGGAGGCCAUGAACCCCCCACUGUUUCUCAGGUUCCUUAACUUACUCACCAAUGAUGCCAUCUUCCUGUUAGAUGAAGCCAUUCAGUACCUGAGUAAAAUUAAAGUUCUGCAGUUGGAGCGGGAUCGAGGGGAGUGGGAGGGCCUGGCCCCAGAUGCCCGUAGAGAGAAGGAGUCGAGCCUCCAGAUGUUUGGACAGCUGGGUCGCUUCCACAACAUCAUGUCUAAUGAGACCAUAGGGACACUGGCCUUCCUCACCUCAGAAAUCAGAGGGAUCUUUGUGCACCCCUUCCUGGCUGAGAGGAUUAUCUCAAUGCUAAACUACUUCCUGCAGCACCUGGUGGGUCCAAAGAUGGGUGCCCUUAAAGUCAAGGACUUCAGUGAAUUUGACUUUAAGCCACAGCAGCUUGUUUCGGACAUCUGCACCAUCUACCUGAAUCUGGGAGAUGAAGAGAAUUUCUGCACUACAGUUCCAAAGGAUGGAAGGUCGUAUUCUCCUACGCUCUUCUCUCAGACGCUUCGUGUGCUGAAGAAAAUCAACAAGCCCGGAGACAUGAUUGUGGCGUUUGGUGUCCUUGCAGACAAAAUAAAGUCUCAUGCAGACAGGCAGCAGCAGGAAGAGGAAACGUAUGCAGAUGCUCCAGAUGAGUUCCUGGACCCCAUCAUGUCCACCCUGAUGAUGGAUCCUGUUCUUCUCCCCUCCUCCAAUGUGACAGUAGACCGCUCCACUAUAGCUAGACAUCUUCUCAGUGAUCAGACUGAUCCUUUCAACCGUAGUCCUCUAACUAUGGACCAGAUCAGGCCAAACGUGGAACUUAAACAGCAGAUCUUACAGUGGUUAGAGAAACAUAAGCAGGAGAAGCAGCUGGGGCCCAGUGGCUAGUCCUGACCUCUCUUUGUGAAUCUUAACAUGUCUGUUCUCUUUCCUGGGCCACAUGCUCCUUGGUUUUAUGGCGAUUUGGGGUGAUUUUUAUUUUUAUUUUUUUUACUCAGGCUGCCAUUGGUUUAGCCAUUUCACCUAGCAUUCAUCCUCACAGGAUCCUCUUAGCAUCAGCAGUCCAGGUACGCUUCAACUCAUCUGCUGGUUACAACUUCAAAGUCGAGUUUCGUCUAUGAUUCUCUAUCCUAAAUGCUUAUGAACUCCCAGAUUUUGUAACACAAAAUAAGUAUUUUUAGAAGUCAGAAUAUGGAUCCCAUUGUUAUUUAAACCUGUUUUACAUCAUCUGCUGCUUUUCACUGCAAAUGCCUCGUAUGUUUGCACUUUGGUCAUAUUUUAAGCAGCAUGCUUCCUUUGAGCCCUUAACCAAAAUUAACUGGAACUCUAUGCUCUUUCAUUGUAAAUAUUCUACAUUAAACUGGUGCCCCUAAGAUUAUUGUUCUUUUUAAUGUGCAUAAAGGAGUUUGACCUAUGAACAACUACUGUGCUUAAAGAUUCGUUAUUAGAUUGUUUUAAUAGACUUAAAGCUAGGUUUUCAGUUGCUUACACACACAGUCAGAAAAUGACAUCUGAAAAUGUCUGAACUGUUUAAUUACACCGCUUAAAAUAAAUGCAAACUGACCGUUUAAUGAUAGCUCCAGGAAACAUUCAAGUCUGAGAGAAAGGUGUAGCAUGAAAGUGACAGUAGUGCUGCUAUCACAGGCUUCCAAAAUGACUUGUGUGUAAUGGAUAACCUCUUGAGGGGAUGCUAUGAUCAACACGUUUCUCCAGAUUGUGGUUUUUUUAGUCUUAAAACACAUGUUGAUUUCAGAAUGGACAUUUUUCUUUGUCAUCUUUUUAUUGAGAAAAAGCCGGUCGCCUAUAAAUUCACUGAUUUUUUUUUUGGUUCUGAUUGGUUCCACAUUCUGGUUUGUUUAAUUUAUUCCAUUAACUAUUUUAGGGUAUUUGGAAUGACCGUAUUUCUUCACAUUAAACCCUAAAAUGCAAAAAAAUACAAAUAAACGAUGCAAUCAUUUUUGAGCUGCAGUGCACGUCAGUCAUCAUUUCCUCUUAACUUUUCAAAAGAUGGCUGAUGUGUUCUAAUGAAGUUAUUGAACAGAACGGCGUCAUGUGAGCAAACAUCUAAACAGUAGUAUCUGUGCCUAAAACCCAUAGCCUUCCAGUAAAAUCAGCAAAUAAAGACCUUGUUUCAAACUCCUUUUAAUUUUAUUAUUUUUUCAUUAAAUAAAUGGAUCUAUGGAGUUAAAGAAAAGCAUACAUUGAUUACAUUUUGGGAAGAAGUGUUUUGAAUUAAAGGAGUUUUAUUUAAAUUUAAGUGAACUGUGAUGAGACGUCUUUGGCAUUCUCAAAUGCUGUUUUGAAAAUCUAACAUGUACUCUCUCUCUAAUGAUCACACUGUUUGAUUAAAAUCCUUUCCCUUUUUGACUUCUUUGCUGUGAUUGUAUUAUGUUUACCUUGGAUGUACAGUGUAAUUAUGAAAUAAUCUCAUGUAUGUAAUUAAAGAUAUUUUGCUUUCUCUCA